AUGUCUCAAUUUACCACUGGCGAUGUCGCCUUCCUCUUGGAAUGGCACCAAUUUAACAAGGGCGGAAAAGCUAUGCUUCAACGCCUGAAUCCAACACAUUAUAUGGAGGGUCCUUGUGGACAUCCCGUUAUUAUCUUGAAUAAGACCGCAACUUACGCCCUCGUUACCACCGUCUCGGCCCACGGGGCGGGGCCGUGGGAUGGGUGGCGGGCCCCAUGGACCUCCGGUCGCCAUUACGCUAGGGAGGCAGACCAUUUCCGGUCAUUUGCCGGAACCCAGAGGUCGAACAGCCACAGGGCAUUCCUCCGCCUUUCCAAGGGGGCUUGGCCCAAGCCGAAGGGCUCGUGGGUCCACGUGGAGAAUGUUCUCCUUGUUCCUCUCUUUGCUUUGGGCAUCUUCACGAAGCCCAAAUGCUGGGAGAGGAGCGGGACCAUUCUCCACGUGGACCAGACCAGUAUGCACGAUCUGAUGAUGCAUAUCCAGGUAGCCAACCCUCAAUGGUUUGAGCUUCUUGGCCGACUCGAUAUACUCGCGGGCAACAAGCCAAAAGCAAUCCAGACGAAGCAGCACCCUCCUCAUCCAGCUGCUCCUCGCCCAGCUGCUCCUCGCCCAGCUGCUCCUCGUCCAGAUGAGAGCGAGUCUGGUUGGACCACCGUCAAGAAUAGGAGAAGAUGA
Messenger RNA from Neurospora tetraspora, 675 nucleotides. RefSeq lists its product as uncharacterized. The transcript has a single exon. NCBI's taxonomy places the organism in Eukaryota, Fungi, Ascomycota, Sordariomycetes, Sordariales, Sordariaceae. Bases 1 to 675 code for a protein of 224 amino acids. The record is from RefSeq and is a predicted model, not a curated record.